Messenger RNA from Haemonchus placei, 984 nucleotides. NCBI's taxonomy places the organism in Eukaryota, Metazoa, Nematoda, Chromadorea, Rhabditida, Trichostrongylidae. The record is from the annotation of a GenBank genome assembly.
UCAGCAGAAGCAUUCACCAACUUUUUUCAUUUAGGUUUGUUAGGUACCGCUUAUGCAGUCAACAUCAGUGAUGAUCUCAGGCCGGUAUUUGUCACAGCAUUUUCUCAGUCACAUUUUAUGGAGGGCAAAAGACUGAUCGCAAGUAUCAGGAAAUUCCAUAAAACGGCCAUUGUCAUUGUGUAUGAUCUCGGUCUCUCCCUGAAAGGUGCUGUACGAGUGAAGCGAUGGUGUCAAGUGGUAUAUAGGCGAUUUCGUUUCGAAGACUAUCCUCCUUACUUCGAGCAGUUACACACAUUCCGAUGGAAACCAGUUGUAAUAGCGGAAGCACUCAGGGACUAUGGAGCUAUAUGGUACAUGGAUACCUCUAUAAUUCUUGAAAAGGGUGACCUUCGACACGUGCAGGCAUUAGUAACAUGUUAUGGUACUCAUGAAGUACUAUUUUGCAGUUUCCCGAUCUUGACCACUGAGCAACGUGAUAUACGGGAAUCUCACUGGAAUAGCUCUUCCGGAUGGGAUACCGUUCAGUGGACAGCGAAUAUAAAUGAAUGCAAAAAAUCGACUUAUUUGCUGCACAGCUUCACUGGCCAUGGAAUUUACGCUGCUACUGAUCCCGCGCUAUACUCAUAUUUCCCUGUAUCAAUUGAAGAACUGAAAAAGCCUAAAGCAAAAAUGUACGAGGCAGGAUUGGUGUUUGCUGUUAGAACACGUGAGACGGAGAAUAUUCUGAAAUGGAGUGUGCUCUGUGCACUGGAAGAGGAUUGCAUGGGUACGCGAAUUGUUCCUAAUGCAUGCGAAUUCAAUAGGAGUGACUACUAUACCUCAUUUGCUCGCUGUCACAGGUACGACCAGUCGGUGGUUAAUGUUUUGUUAGCCGACUCUUAUUAUUACGAUAGACACUACUAUUCGAGCGAAAUCACAGAUUUCUUCCGUAUUCAACGAUUCCUAACGCGUUCAGUGGGAAAUCGUGAACUGAAAUGUGUAUAG